AUGCAGUCUCAAGACGAAGCAGAGAUUGAUGCAGUCGAGGCACAGCCGGUAUCAACUGCACCCAAUCGUGACCCUGAAAAGGCACCAGACACGGACGCGGUCGGGCAAGCUGCACAGAAUCCGUCUCGUAGGAAACCGGUUGCAUUUUACCUUGGCUUCUUAUCCCUUCUGAUUGUCGUGUUGAUCGUGUCGCUGGAUGCGACGAUAUUGGCAGUCGCCAUUCCGGCAAGUCGACUGCUUGCCCUUGCGAUUGCAAGCGAUCUGGGGGCGUCGACUUUGCAGGCAUUCUGGGCCAGUAUAUCCUUUACCCUGGCCGUCGUGAUCGUGCAACCCAUCUAUACCAGUAUGUCGGAUGCGCUUGGGCGCAAGCUCCUGCUAAACACGGCCUUUUCACUCUUCGCUGUCGGUUCCGUGGUCUUCUCGGUUGGCAAGUCCAUGGCAGUCAUCAUACUAGGCCGUGUACUGCAAGGCCUGGGCGGUGGUGGCCUCGAUGUUCUAAGCGAGGUCAUUGUGGCCGACAUAACGACGCUGAAGGAGCGCCCAUUGUACAUUGGACUCUUGUCCGUACCAAUGGCCGUGGGAUGCAUACUCGGUCCCAUACUCGGUGCCCUGUUUAGUGAAUUCGCCGACUGGCGCUGGAUUGGCUGGAUCAAUUUGCCUCUGAUAGCCAUCGCCGGAGCACUCUCUACGCUGUUCCUGCGUCUCAAGCCCAUUGAGCAAUCAAUCAGAUCCCGUUUGGCCCAGAUUGAUUGGUUUGGCAUUGCCUUAUUCAGUUUCGCAUGCAUUCUCUUUUCUCUUUCGCUGAGCUGGGCUGGCGUCAUGUACGCCUGGUCGUCGUGGAAAACACUUGUCCCUCUACUGAUUGGAACCGCCCUCUUUGUCUUGUUCGGCAUCCACGAGGGGAGAGUAGAACAUGCAGUCUUUCCCUAUCGCAUUUUCAAGUCCCGGACGGCUCAGGUCACGCUGAUCGGCGGGUUUAUUCACGGCAUGGUCCUUUAUACACUACUCCUCUACUUGCCUCUCUAUUUUCAAGCCGUCUACCUGGAGCCGCCGCUACAGUCCGCCAUUUCGGUGCUUCCUGUCUGCUGUUUCGUCAUGGUUUUUACAGGAGUUGCUGCCUGGGCAGUGGAACUGUUUCGCCACUACCGCUGGGAGAUUUGGGUGGGGUGGGCAUUCCUCGCAGUCGGUACUGGUAUAUUUGCCCUCUGGGACAGCAACGGAACUGCUGGUUCCACAAGGGCCGCAACUGCUGGCUUUCAGGCCAUUGCCGGCAUUGGUAUCGGUACAAUCUUCACGGUCCCUGCCAUCUCCAUGCAGGCCAGCGCCCCGACGGUAGAGGAUCAGGGACUCGCCAUUGGUAUUCUCGUCUCCUUCAGACUCUUUGGUGCUCUGGUUGGUCUUGCGAUAGGGUCUACAACGUUCAACAGCGUAUUUGCAAGCGCUGUUGCGGACCUGGCGACACUACCCGAGUCUAUUGCGGCACUCAGCGACCCCAACGAAGCCGUGGCUUUCAUCCCCUUGCUUCGCAACGUAGACCUCCCGGUAGUCUUGAUGGAUGCUAUCCGGGGCUGUUAUGCGGCAGCUAUGCGCGACAUCUGGAUGAUUCUUGCUGGAUUUGGAGCACUUGGGUUCUUGACGUCCCUUUUUGUAGAAAGCCUAACUUUGGAAACCGAAGAGCUAGGAAGACAACAUUACGAGCGGGAAUGA
Molecule: messenger RNA, 1707 nt
Organism: Pestalotiopsis fici W106-1
Lineage: Eukaryota; Fungi; Ascomycota; Sordariomycetes; Amphisphaeriales; Sporocadaceae
Exons: 2
Coding region: 1-1707 (568 amino acids)
Biological process (GO): transmembrane transport
Molecular function (GO): transmembrane transporter activity
Source: RefSeq, a predicted model, not a curated record